Messenger RNA from Xenopus laevis (African clawed frog), 4756 nucleotides. Its product is annotated as dual specificity tyrosine-phosphorylation-regulated kinase 1B. The record is from RefSeq and is a predicted model, not a curated record. Bases 1335 to 3572 code for a protein of 745 amino acids. The transcript has 11 exons. Lineage: Eukaryota; Metazoa; Chordata; Amphibia; Anura; Pipidae.
UCCUGAACGAGAGGGAGCACAGAGUUCCUGAGGAAGCAGCCAAUCAGCGCCAACUCUAAAGGGUUCUAACCAAUUGCGUGCCGCUCUCCUCCGUUCCCGCUGUGUGAGCUAGCCAAUUAUCUGCCUGUUGCUAAGGCGUUGGUGCAGCUUGGUUAGUGCUCGCGCAUCCCUCCCCCACACUCCUUCCCGCCCGCACUUGGACACGUCCGCCGAGCGCCUGAGAGACGGGCGGGUGACUCAGCACAAUCCAACAUGUCUCUGUCAGUUAGAAAUAAACCCUCCUCCUCUUUCCUGCCGCCCAGAGGUGCACGGAGAACUGCCACCCUGAGCAGCCGACCCGCACACACACCUCGGGGCAGCUCAGCGCUUGCCAGCCUUAUCGGGGAUCUCCCUGGGCUGGUGGGGCCCCAGUAAUAUCUCUAUUUAGUUUAUAGUCGGCCGCAGAGUGCCCACUGCCCGUCAGGCGUUAACUGCCCCAAUCUUGACAGGCAAUUUCCCGCCCGUUUAGAAGCGGAAGCGGCUGAGGGGAAGGCGCGCGCACAGGCGGAAGCGGGGGCCGCGCCUUAUCGAGAGCGCGCGCUGUCCCUGACAGAUUUGCUUACGUUACUAUAAAUGGUUUGAAGCUGAGGGAGGCGGCAUAAGGGAAAGCUGCUCCCCGGCACAACGCCUCACCGAGCGCGGGGACUUCAGUACUGUGGGAGCUCUGGGAAGUUUAGCGCUUGUGCCCGCGGUGCGCCUCCCACUCCCUAGCAACACCCCCGCCUCCAGUGGUACGUCCCAGGGUGUGGAGCUUCAGAGCUGGGAGAGCCCGGAGUUUGGAGCCGGGGAGACUGUCGCCGCUGCUGCUACAUUCCCUGUGGGUCUGGCUGGAAACGGGGGAGUCACAGGAGGGCCGAUCCGGCCUGGGCUACGGAGCGCGACCUACUCGGCCUGUACCUGCCUUACGCCUCCGCAAUCCCGGCCCUCUGCAGUCAGCGCUCGGGAACUGGGGAGAAGCCCAUGUGACCUUCCAUGACCCGUCUUCCCCCAAACCCUGCUCUUUGCUGGGCACUGGGCUCCUGGCAACUGUGUGCCACUGGGCACGGAUUGGCUGUACUGGCAGUGCCUUGUGUCUGUGCCCCCAUCAGCAACAUGCUCCCCCAGAGAUAGGCCUGAUUGUACUGACAGCGCCUCCUGUGCAUUCAUCUUUAUAUACACACUCCUAUACCAUUUAUAUACACGGAUUAUCAUGGCCCAUGGGCUCAGUUGAUGAUUAGGGGCUGAUCGGCCCGGGAUUUCUCUGUCUCCGGACUCUUUCGAACCUUUUGUCGCUCGGGCAUUUACAAGAGAUCUCGAUGGUGAUCACAUCCAGCUCUGAAGAGGUUCCCCCUCAGAGAAUGCUCUCAGCACUACACACCGAGUGGAUCAAUAAGGAUCCUGUUUGUUACCUGCCCCCUGCUCACUGCAACAAGAAGCCCUCCAGAAGUGGCAGCAGUACAGGAUGCAAGUCGUCGUCCUCAUCCUCCUCCUCUUUCUGUCUGGCGGCCCCUUUUGCCUUUGUCCCCACUGAGGCAAACAUGUCGAGCCAGCACAGCCACGCUCCUUUUUCCAGCCUUCAGUCAAUGGCUGAUCAUCAGCAGGUCCUGCCUGACAUGACCAUAUUACAGAGGCGGAUUCCAUUAACCUUCAGAGAUUCAGCAGCUGCACCGCUAAGGAAGCUUUCAGUGGAUUUAAUAAAGACUUACAAGCACAUAAAUGAGGUGUAUUAUGCUAAAAAGAAGCGACGAGCACAGCAGGUGCCUCCUGAAGACUCCAGCACGAAGAAGGAGAGAAAAGUGUUUAAUGAUGGCUUUGAUGAUGACAACUAUGACUAUAUUGUAAAGAAUGGCGAAAAGUGGAUGGACCGGUAUGAAAUAGAUUCCCUCAUUGGAAAAGGAUCCUUUGGACAAGUGGUAAAGGCGUAUGAUCAUCACGAUCAAGAAUGGGUAGCUAUCAAAAUUAUCAAAAAUAAAAAAGCCUUUCUGAACCAGGCUCAGAUCGAGUUGAGACUUCUUGAGCUAAUGAACAAACAUGACACAGAAAUGAAGUAUUACAUAGUGCACUUAAAACGGCACUUCAUGUUCCGAAACCAUCUUUGUCUGGUGUUUGAGCUACUGUCAUACAACUUAUAUGAUCUUCUAAGAAACACAAACUUCCGCGGCGUUUCCCUGAACCUCACCCGCAAGUUUGCGCAGCAGCUUUGUACUGCUUUGCUUUUCUUGGCAACUCCUGAACUUAGUAUAAUCCAUUGUGACCUGAAACCUGAAAAUAUCCUUCUGUGUAACCCUAAGCGCAGUGCCAUCAAGAUUGUGGACUUUGGCAGCUCUUGUCAGCUUGGGCAAAGGAUCUACCAAUAUAUUCAGAGUCGGUUUUAUCGUUCACCUGAGGUUUUGCUGGGGAUGCCGUAUGACCUCGCAAUAGAUAUGUGGUCUUUAGGCUGUAUUUUGGUGGAAAUGCAUACAGGAGAGCCUCUAUUCAGUGGCUCCAAUGAGGUGGAUCAGAUGAACAAGAUUGUGGAGGUUUUGGGCACUCCCCCUAACCACAUGUUGGAUCAAGCUCCAAAAGCAAGGAAAUAUUUUGACAAGCUUCCUGAAGGAACGUGGACUGUUAAGAAAAAUAAAGAUCUCAAAAAGGACUACAAGGUGCCAGGAACGCGAAGACUUCAUGAAGUUUUGGGUGUGGAAACAGGAGGUCCUGGUGGUCGCAGAGCAGGAGAGCAGGGACACUCUCCUUCAGACUAUCUAAAAUUCAAAGACUUAAUUUUAAGGAUGCUGGAUUAUGACCCCAAGACUAGAAUCACCCCUUUCUAUGCCCUCCAGCACAACUUCUUCAAGAAAACAACUGAUGAAGGGACAAAUACAAGUAAUAGUAAUUCUACAAGCCCUGCAAUGGACCAUAGUCACUCAACAAGUACCACCAGUUCGGUGUCUAGCUCAGGAGGAUCUAGUGGCUCUUCGAAUGAUAACCGUAAUUACCGGUACAGCAACAGAUACUAUAACAGCGCUGUUGCACACACAGAUUAUGAGAUGCAGAGUCCACAGGCUCAUUCACAGCAGCAGAUAAGACUGUGGGCUGGCGGAGAUGUCCCAAUCACAAACAGCGAUUCCUACCCUCAGAUCUUACCUCACAAACCAACUCCCAGUCAGCCGCAGCAUUUUCAUGGAAACGAACCGCAUCACCCUCACCCGCUGUAUCAUCAUGUAAACAGGCCGCACUAUCACCGGCAGCUCAUCACCUCCUCCUCUCCGCAAAUCCCAGAGUCUAUGGAGCUCGGCUUGGGACACAGACACCCCCAGUCUUCCUCCUCAUUGCACCCACAUCACCCUAGCUUAGACUGCACUCCUUUUGGCUCCUCAAACUUACACUUAGGCGUAUCCGCUUUCCGGACUAGAACAGUCAGCGGACAUACGGAUUCGGGCGUGCCUCUGAAUUACCCCUACUCUAGCAACACAUCCAGCAUGGUUGGACCCCCUCACAUCCGAAACAGGACGGAAACGGAAGAGAGUGCGAUGUUAGGCGUUUGUGUUCCUCAGAGUACAGCAGCGAGUUCUUGAUGAUUCUUUAAUGUACAAAUAAAGCCAUACCAAUAAUAGAAAUACUGAAUUCGAAAAGGAGGGCUGACAGGCUUUUGAAGGGUUGGGGUUGUGGAAAAGGGUGAGCUGGCUUUUAUCACAACCAUCAAAAAAAAAUGUCAAGGUUUAGCUGUUAAUGUGAAUUGUUUAUUUAUUAAAAAAAAAAAAUCACUACGAGAGGAGUGUGAAGUGUGUGUUGACCAUGCGAAGCAGUUUUAACAGACUUCAACUGGACUGCUCUUUUUCUUUUUUCUUUUACCUUUAAAUUUUUUUUUUUAAUUGCUUUUGACACACUGGUAGAAGUUAACCUGUGCAAAGACUUCAAGACAUUUCCAAUGCUUCCAUUUCUAUCAUAAUCUCCUCUUCAAAAGAAGCAGGAGAAACCCAGACUUACUUUGCACGUCAGUGAACUCGUUUACAGGCCAAAACAUCACUCUGCAAAACACUGUCCGUGCCAGUUGCCCCUCCGCUGCCAUUUUGCCAUUCAUAUAGAAUUCCUGUGUUGUCCCCCCAAUCUAUACCAACCUUGCUAGGGUGCAGAUACUGCACGUCACUGGAAUAACCUUGGCUGCUAACUCCACUCUCUCAACUGGAAUUGCUGCUAAAACUCUUUUUAACAGUUUUUUGCUUUAUAAAAAAAAAAAAAAAAACCUCAACGGUUCCCAUGUCUUUUAUUUAUGACUUCAUACCCGGUUGGUUUUAGCUGUUUCAGGAAAGAUUUUUUUUUUAGGAGCCAUUCAUUAUUUUACAGAUUAAUGCUGCAGAAGUUCAGUGUUCCCCCUCCCCGUAUGUCUCUUAAAGGGAUACUGUCAUGGUAAAAAAUGUUUUUUUUUUCUUUCUUCAAAACACAUUAGUUAAUAGUGCUGUGCAACAUACAAUAGUUCAAAAGACUGCAACUUCCGUAUCGUGGUUCUCUAUCUAGAAACCUUGCUGCUUGAAUUGGUUCCAGUAUUCCAUAUAGCAUAAAAUAAUCAGAUGGCACACACUUCAGCAAUUGUGCUAAAACUUUGGUGAUUUAUGGACAUCUCAAUGUCCAUGUGCCAUCUGAUUAUUUUAUGUUAUACAGUUAAUAGUGCUGCUCCAGCAGAAUUCUGCACUGAAAUCCAUUUCUCAAAAGAGCAAACAGAUUUUUUUAUAUUUAAUUUUGAAAUUUGACAUGGAGUAGG